Molecule: messenger RNA, 735 nt
Organism: Trichosurus vulpecula (common brushtail)
Lineage: Eukaryota; Metazoa; Chordata; Mammalia; Diprotodontia; Phalangeridae
Gene: C2H2orf76
Product: chromosome 2 C2orf76 homolog
Exons: 6
Coding region: 251-631 (126 amino acids)
Source: RefSeq, a predicted model, not a curated record
UGGCCCAGAAAGGACACUCCUCCCCCUCGGCGCCCCUUCCUUCUCUCGGGCUUCAUGCUCCGGGGCUUUUGGCUGGCCGGGGGAAGCGGGAGCGUGCCUGCGGUUGGAGUAGUACCCAGUCAGGAAGGGAGGGGGAGGAGGAGGAGCAGCGAGAGGAGGAGGAGACGGAGAGCCGAAUUGGACGCUGGGAAGCGGUGGCGGAAGUGGAAGUGGCGCGCGCCCCGCACACUUGCCCUGGAAAUUUUCUCACAUGUCUUCUGAGAAGGCAACGAUUACAGUUCGUCUCAUUCGUUCCUUUGAGCAUCGCAAUUUCAAGCCCCUCGUUUAUCAUGGAGUUAAUUUGGACCAAACUGUAAAAGAAUUUAUCGUAUUCCUUAAAAAAGAUGUCCCUUUAAGGACAGGCCUCCCACCCCCAUUCAAGCAUUAUAAAUAUGAUAAAAUGAAGAUUAUCCAUCAGGCACACAAAUCAAAGACUAAUGAGCUUGUGUUGAGUUUAGAAGAUGAUGAUAGACUCUUGUUAAAAGAAGACUGGACUAUGAAAGCAGCUGGAGUCGGCAAUGAAACUGAAAUUGCAUUCUUCUGUGAAGAAGAUUACAAGAACUACAAAGCUAAUCCUGUUUCAUCCUGGUGAAGACUUCUGGGGAGCUUGUGUUUUGCAUACCUAUAGUAAGCUCUUUAUUUUGCUUAGUGAGGGUUUUUUUUUUUUUUACUGAUAAAUAAAUCUUAAAAGAUUAA